This is a messenger RNA of Rhea pennata, 922 nucleotides long. RefSeq names its product sterile alpha motif domain-containing protein 1-like. Lineage: Eukaryota; Metazoa; Chordata; Aves; Rheiformes; Rheidae. The coding region runs from base 1 to 849 and encodes 282 amino acids. The record is from RefSeq and is a predicted model, not a curated record. The transcript is spliced from 4 exons.
AUGCCAGCAGACACGGAUCAAGGAGGCUCCUCGCGUAGGAGGUUCAGGCUAAUAGCUCCGGGAGAGCCGCCACCCCCAGCUCCCGCGCCGCCGCCGCGCCGCCUCUUCGUACCCGCGGCGCAAGCAAGCGGCGAAACGAGUCUGCGGGUUCUCAGCGCCGGCCCGGCGGGCCGGGAGCGCUCCCGUAGCCGGCCCCCGCCUGCCGGCGAUGUGCCGGGAGCUCUCCCGCCGCUCCGGCGGCUCGGGCGCGGGGAAAACACCCUUCCCUCCCCCCCCCCGGGCGGCUUGUUCCCACGGCCACCGGCGGCCCCGGAAAAGCGAGAGCGGCCAACGCUUGCCUUCGCCCCGGGAAAGCGCCAACUGCCGGAACCGCUCCAGGGAGAACUGCCCGAGGCUGGGGGGAAGCGCAGGUUGUUUUCCAAAGGUGCUCUUUCUUUUCCCAGGAAUGUUGACCAAAGCAUCUUCAAGGGGUGCAGCGCUCCCACUCGCUAUGACUUAAAACCCGCUAGCGUGUGUCAUUGCACCAGGGUUUAUUUACUGGGACCAGGAUUGCUUUAUCCGUUGGAGUCUAGCAAAAUUGUAAGUGUAGAGGGGGCAGCUGGUGGAAAGGAAAACCCUGCUGUGGCGGGGGGCUUGCGAGCUGGGGGCAGCGAGCUGCGACACCCCCGCGCUAGGGACCGCCGUGGGAAUCUGCUGGAGGAGGCGUCUCGCCGACAGCCCAGGAAGAAUAAAGGAGGAGACCCAGGGAUGCAGAACGAAUUCAGGCUGGAGCUGCGUUUCCUGCUGGCGCUCGCCCCGAGGAUGUGCGAACCCCCCUCGGGCACCUUCUCCUUCUGCAGGGCAGCCUAGAAAUCUUGGCUUUGGUGCUAGAGCAAAGCUUUUGGCUGGAUUUUUAAGGUAUUAAAUUUUCACGUGCUGGCUA